GUGAGCCGAACAUUCUCGAUGGUGGGUGUUUACUGAGUUGUGACACUGAUGUCAUCCAUAAAGUGGACAUUUUAGUGUUACUUCUUCAGCUUCAGGCAAGCUACCGUGACCUGAAGCCUGUACCGUGCUGCUGAAGCCUACCUGGGACACAUUUUGCCGGAAAUACUGCAGAAAUGAGGAAGAAAAUAAGUCAUCCCAUGUUGUUGACUGGUGCCACUACAGGUUCCCUAGACGGCGCUAAUAUGCAGUGCCAGUGUUUGUACGGCCAGUGAUGAAAAGAUUAAGCGCCUUACUGAUGUAUGAAUGCAGAUUACAAAUUACCACCACCACCACUAUCGCCAUCUUUAUCUUUAGAUCUGUGGUGUCCAGAUGUGCUGCCUUCGGUCGUGACUUCAAGAGAACCAUAACGACCCAACAUACUUCAUGUUGGAUAUUUGCCUACUCACUCAUCGCCGAGUCUGCUUAUCGACUUAACUGUGCAGUAUUAUGGCAUCAAAGGAUUUUUGAUCUCUUGCAUCGGGAGGUAAAGGAGGCCACUGCAAUGGACGAGUGUGAAGGGCAGGAACUCCUCUCUUGGGACCUUUAUUUUCACCACAAGGCCAGCGCUGUGAGCAGGGGAGGAGGAAGGCUUGGUGCAGCAGCAGUGAUUGACUUGUGGUUUGAAGGUGGUGCAGGACAAAGGUUAUUGCCGCCUAUACAGCAACAAUGUGGGAGAUCUGACAUGACGCGGUUCAUCUGUAUGGACAGCCCUGGGUCCUCAUCAGCAGAUUGAAAACAUCUCUCCAGCCUGGUGGUGACAAGGGAAACAAGAAAGAAGAGGUGGCACAAGACAGAUAAGGAAGGUGAACACUAGGGGUGGGCGCUUAACGACUCCGGAGUCGACUCCGCGCCUUAACGACUCCAGUCACAGCAGUGUGUAAAAGUGUAUUAUACUGCUUGAGCCUUGAGGUGACGAUUUUACUUUUAUUUUGACGAAACUGACGAGAAUGUUGUAUAUGUAACUUUGAACAAAUAAAAAAAAAAA
This is a messenger RNA of Portunus trituberculatus (swimming crab), 1024 nucleotides long. RefSeq lists its product as uncharacterized. Lineage: Eukaryota; Metazoa; Arthropoda; Malacostraca; Decapoda; Portunidae. Bases 272 to 772 code for a protein of 166 amino acids. The record is from RefSeq and is a predicted model, not a curated record. The transcript has 8 exons.